AUGUCUUUUCGCAAGCGCAACAUUGGACUCUCUGCCGGCGCCGACCGUACAGGCCCUGUCCCAUCACAACCAGCACAGGCCGAAACUCCGCCAGGCGUUCGGCCUUCGCCCGAUGACGGACGACCAACCACAUCUACGGGCGCGCCCUCGCUUGACAACCUGCUAGCAGGCCAUGCUGGCCUACCUAUGGGAACGAUAUUGUUGGUUGAGGAAAAUGGAACUACAGAUUUCGCCGGCGCCUUGCUUCGCUACUAUGCCGCAGAGGGCGUGGUACAAGAGCAAAAGAUUCAUGUAAUCGGCGUCCCGGAACAAUGGGGUCGCAGUCUGCCAGGCCUCAUCGGCACCGCCGAGUCUCUCGAAGAAAAGAGAUCUGACAGGCGCAAAGAUGAGAAGAUGAAGAUUGCGUGGCGAUACGAGCGGCUCGGAGAAUUUGGCGCAGGAGUUGCCGGGUCGCGAGACGAAGAAGCCCCGAACCAAUUGCCAGCCGCGGGAAGCGAAGUACAGGCUAAGCCUGCGUUUUGCCAUGCCUUUGAUCUCACAAAACGCCUCACCCAUGCGGGCAUCAGCAACAUGUCCUUCGUACCGCUCGUGCCCUCCAAAGAGUCUCCAUUUGCCUCCAUUCUUAAGCAGCUUCAAGGCGCACUACAAUCCAGCCCUGCAAACACCAUUCAUCGCAUCCUGAUGCCAUCCCUGCUCAACCCAACAAUAUACCCGCCCAACGCCUCCCAGCCCGAGUAUGUGCUGCAAUUCCUUCAUUCGCUCAGAGCGCUCAUGAGCGCUUACUCUGCUCGAGUGACGGCCAUGAUCACUGUCCCUCUAUCACUUUUCCCCCGUGCUUCGGGCCUGGUGCGCUGGAUUGAAUUGUUGUCUGAUGGAGUCAUCGAGCUAUGUCCAUUUCCUCACUCUGCGGAUACUGUAGCGACAUCCGGUGCUGCAACUUCCGUGGAGGAGCCCCCACAGGGUAUGCUGAAGACCCAUAAACUGCCAGUCCUCCACGAACGGGGUGGGGGCAGUGAUCAAAAUGUUGGACAGGACUGGGCAUUUAUCCUGAGCCGUCGGCGAUUCGAGAUUAAGCCUUUCAGCCUGCCACCAGCCGAGGGUGACACGGAAGCGCAAGACGCAGCAGCACCCGGCGGUAUGCCUAAGAAGUCGGAUCUUGAAUUCUGA
Penicillium oxalicum is the source of this 1167-nucleotide messenger RNA. Its product is annotated as elongator complex protein 4. Gene Ontology annotation, cellular component: transcription elongation factor complex; cytoplasm; elongator holoenzyme complex. The transcript is spliced from 2 exons. NCBI's taxonomy places the organism in Eukaryota, Fungi, Ascomycota, Eurotiomycetes, Eurotiales, Aspergillaceae. The coding region runs from base 1 to 1167 and encodes 388 amino acids. The record is from RefSeq and is a predicted model, not a curated record. Gene Ontology annotation, biological process: tRNA wobble uridine modification.